Messenger RNA from Miscanthus lutarioriparius, 621 nucleotides. The record is from the annotation of a GenBank genome assembly. Lineage: Eukaryota; Viridiplantae; Streptophyta; Magnoliopsida; Poales; Poaceae.
AUGAGGGACGUGGUGGUGGUGAUGGCGGUGCCCGGAGCCGGGGCCGGAGGAGGGAAGGCGGGCGCCGGCGGGGGCGGGGGAGCGGCCUCAGCGGCGCCGUGCGCGGCGUGCAAGCUGCUACGGCGCCGGUGCGCGGCCGGCUGCGUCUUCGCGCCCUACUUCCCGCCCGGGGAGCCGCACAAGUUCGCCAACGUGCACAAGGUCUUCGGGGCCAGCAAUGUCAGCAAGCUGCUCCAGGAGAUCCCGGUGCAGCACCGAGGGGACGCGGUGAGCAGCCUGGUGUACGAGGCCAACGCGCGCGUCAGGGACCCGGUGUACGGCUGCGUGGGCGCCAUCUCGUCGCUGCAGCAGCAGGUGGAGGCGCUCCAGGCACAGCUGGCGCUGGCGCAGGCCGAGAUGGUCAGGCUCAAGAUGAGCAACGGCUACAUCCUGCACCGGCUCAAGGCGGCCAGCAGGGCCAACGGCGGCUGCGGCGGGGGCAGCAGCUACACCGGCUCGCCGUCGUCCAUGUCCUCGCCCAAGACGGCGGAGCCCGAGGCGCACUGCAAUGCCACGCCGGAGCUGCUGGACAUGGUCGUGGACCAGCCCAGCAUGGACGACGCCCACUUCUGGUCCUACUAG